AUGGCUGCUAAGCUCAGAGAUACAAUCAUUCAAUUAAAUAAAGAGCUACGGCAGCUUAAUGCCUCAGAAAAUAGAGGAAUGAAUACCAAUGCUGAUAAAUAUCAACAAAAAUAUUAUAAAAGAUAUAGAAGUCAGCAAAAACAAAAACUUCAACAAGUAGAAAGGCAAUGUAAAGAAGCGGGUCUUAAUAUACAGCUCACUAGGCCAACAAUCGGUUGUCUACAUUUAGAAGAAAUGCAACUAGGCUUAUUAGAAGCUAUUCUUCGCAUUGUCUCUCCGGAUAGGCAGGCAGAUGAGAGACGACAUUUAGAGACAUUACAAUCUGUCAAAACCUUGGAUCAACUCCAAGAAGCACUGGAACAAAUAAAUUAUAAGCUAUCACGCUCCGCCACAUACCUUAGACUUAUUCCAAAACAGCAUAAUACCAUAGAAAGAAAAUGA
Molecule: messenger RNA, 441 nt
Organism: Dentiscutata erythropus
Lineage: Eukaryota; Fungi; Glomeromycota; Glomeromycetes; Diversisporales; Gigasporaceae
Source: the annotation of a GenBank genome assembly